CACUUUCAGAGAUGGCUUCAGAAGACACGAAAGAUACAGUAACAGCAGGGGAGUUUUUGGAGCUGCAAAAAAGUUUAGAAGAAGAAGCUAGAGAAGUUCUACCAUGGAAUUUUGAUCGCUGCACGUACAGUAAGGGUCAUUUGCGUCAGGCUGUGUAUGUUUGUAAAACUUGCAAGCCCAGCACGGGUUCUGGUCCAGGAGGUGCUGUUUCUUUACUCUUUGAUAAACUAUCUACAGAUCAUGAACUUAUCGAGCUGUUUAACAAGCGCAAUUUUCGUUGUGAUUGCGGAACAGCGCGUUUUGGAGGAAGUGCAUGUCAACUAGAACCAAAGUCACAAGACGCGUUAAAUGAAAACAAUUUGUAUAAUCAUAAUUUUGAAGGCCGGUUUUGUUGGUGCAAAGUUGAUUACGAUCCAGAACGAGAGGAAGCUAAUAUGCAUCAAUGUGUUUUGUGUGAAGAUUGGUUUCAUGAAAAUUGCAUUAAUGGAGAAAAACAAGGAGAAAAAAAUUUUUCGCUUCCUGAUUUAGAUAAUUUCGAAGAAUAUAUCUGUCGCACAUGUACUAGCAAGCAUUCUUUUCUUAAGCCCUAUAAAAAUUCGCAUAUGUUCUUCUCGGGCCAAACAAUAAGGAAAAAUGAAGGAACUAGGGAAAUAGAUAAUGAUAAGAAAUCAAAGAAUGACCAAUUUCAAGUUGAAACAUCUGCUUCCACAAAUAAAAGAAAAUUAGGUGAUGAGCAAGAAAUCGAUUCAAAAACUACCGCGUUAUCCAAAAAGGCUAAAGGCGGCGAUAUGUGCAAGCUUGAACGAUGGGAACCUGUUAAGGACAACAUUGAUGUUGAUUUAUUUUGCAUACAAAGUUGGCGUGACGAAUUAUGCCGAUGCAGCAAGUGUAUGUAUCUUUAUAAAUCACACCAAAUAGAAUUUGCCCUACAAGAAGAAGAAACUUAUGAACCUCCACAUGAUGAUGAUGCGCAUACUUCGCUUUUUGAUAGUGGAAUGAAACUAUUGGCGCAAAUGGAUAGAGUUACGGCGAUUGAAGGGGCGAUUGCAUAUGCCAAACUAAGAGAUGAUCUUGUCGAAUUCUUAAAACCAUUCGGCGAUUCUGGAAAGACAGUGACAGAACAAGAUAUUCGUGCAUUUUUUGAGUCCAAGUGGAGUGAACGUAAAACUUCGGACACUGAUUCCUUUUUUUGA
Dentiscutata erythropus is the source of this 1193-nucleotide messenger RNA. NCBI's taxonomy places the organism in Eukaryota, Fungi, Glomeromycota, Glomeromycetes, Diversisporales, Gigasporaceae. The record is from the annotation of a GenBank genome assembly.